AUCAUCAUCAUCAUUCAGUUAUUGAACUGUCUCUUGAACGAACUCUACGUACUCGAUUCGCUGUUGUUGGAGGUCGUUGUUCAGUCAAAGAUUACGUCAUGCUCGUGUAGUGCCAAGUUUUAUGCCAUGACCACUAAUUCGAUCUCUACUGAUUCCUUGUAUGAUCCGGAGUUCACGGCAGACAUAAGCAAUAAGAUGCAGGUCCCACAGAGAAUCAGCGUCAUUGAUCAAGAUCAAGCGGAUCAACCAAAACCACUGGAUGCAUCGCUUUACAUGCAGGUUCCGGAUAGGAUAUUAGUCACAGGCCAACAUGCAGGAAUGGAUAAUUAUCCGAGCAUAGAGGAAGAGGAGGAAACCUGGCCCCGAGCAGUGAAGCUUCGACAGAAAACUACACUGAGCACCAUCCCUAAUGGAGGGUCAACCACUCCUCCCGCCCACACUGAGGACGACCUGAGUACUAUGCGCAGACAGAUGAGGACUCUCAGUAGACGCAUCAUGUUACUUGAGCAAGACAACCAACAGAGACAGCAACGAGAAGUGGUGCUCUAUUCUGUGGGAGUCCUUUAUUUUCUUGUCAAGGGACUUGUCUGGCUCCAAAGGCACUGGUGAAACUAUAAUAAUUGUGCAUUAAAUGUCUCUGGUAGUUGAAAUUUA
This is a messenger RNA of Ornithodoros turicata, 654 nucleotides long. It is a transcript of the gene Tango11, whose product is annotated as mitochondrial fission factor-like. The record is from RefSeq and is a predicted model, not a curated record. The transcript is spliced from 3 exons. Lineage: Eukaryota; Metazoa; Arthropoda; Arachnida; Ixodida; Argasidae. The coding region runs from base 127 to 609 and encodes 160 amino acids.